AUGGCCACCACAUCCGAAGUUCGCCCAGUCGUAUCAAACGAGCCCGGCAAUCUCGGUCACACACAGACAGAGAUGGCGCACAUCGAUGUACACGACAAAGCAAAGGAAGCCGAGUUGCGCAAAGGCUUCUCCUUCCUGUCGCUUCUCGGUCUCGGCUUCGCCAUCCUCAACAGCUGGACAGCCAUGGCCGCCUCUUUGAGCGUCUCUAUCAGCUCCGGUGGACCCACUGCUGUGCUCUGGGGCAUAGUUCCUGCAGGUCUGGCUACCUGGGCUAUCGCCGCCUCCCUCGGUGAAUUGCUCAGCGUCUAUCCCACGGUCGGCGGGCAAUACCACAUCAGCUAUCUCAUCGCGAAGCCAGAGCACGCGAGAGGCAUCGCUUAUGCUGCCGGGUGGUCCAUGCUCAUUGGUUGGCAAGCAUUGACUUCGACCAACGGAUCACUUGCAGGUACUCUGAUCACAGACAUCAUAGCCCUUCAAUAUGACAAUUAUGAGCUCAAGAGGUGGCAUAUCUUUCUGGUCUACGUGGUCUUCAUAGCUGGUGCUGGCCUGAUCAACAUCUUCGGCAUUGUCAUAUUGCCGCUACUCAACAAGACUGCACUGAUCUGGUCUGUCUCGGGCAUGUUUGUCAUCAUGAUCGUCGUACUUUCGACUGCUGCCGGCAACUUUCAGUCUGGCAGCUUCGUUUUCACAAAUUUCUAUAAUGCGACUGGCUGGCCGGACGGCUUCGCAUGGCAGCUUGGUCUGUUGCAGGCUGCGUUUGGUCUCACAGCUUUCGAUUCGGUUUGCCACGUUCUGGAGGAAAUCCCAAACCCCGCCCGAGAAGGUCCUCGAACGAUGGUUUACUCAAUCCUCAUUGGCGUCUUCACAUCGUUCUUUUUCUUGAUCGCAGUUCUCUUCUCACUGAACGAUUUCGAUCUCGUCACUACCGCCGCGUCUGGCCCACUACUUCAGAUCUACUACCAAGCAACAAGCAGCAAGGCUGGCGCGAUCUGUCUUCUCGUCAUAAAUAUCGGCUGUCAGGCUUUCGCUGCAACGGGAGCUGUGACCGCAGCUUCACGCGUGACGUGGAUCUGUGCUCGUGACGGGAUCAUACCUUUUGGCAACUUUUUCGGUAAGGUCAACAAGCGCCUGCAAGUUCCUGUCAAUGCCAUCGUGCUCAGUGUCUUCAUUCCGAUCAUCUUUGCUUGCAUAUUCUUAGGCUCGUCUGCCGCACUCAAUGCCAUCCUGUCGAGCAGCGUCAUUCUACUCAACAUUUCCUAUUCUAUUCCGGUAGCGAUCUUGCUUUUCAGGGGCAGAGGAGUCCUUCGACCACCAGGGGUGGGGAAAGCGCCUUUCAGCCUCGGAGAUACAUGGGGCCCGCCCAUCGCUGCCUUUGGUGUUCUCUUCAUCGUAUAUACCACCGUUUUAUUCCUUUUCCCGCCCUUCUUGCCCGUCGACGGCACAACAAUGAACUAUGCGGUUGUCGUGCUUGCCAUAGUAGCCUUGCUCGCUGCCAUCUGGUGGUUCGCCUGGGCGCGGACCCACUACGAAGGUCCGAAAGAUAUUGCGGCCUUGCUCGCUUUCGCUCGCGCAGACGGUCCGGGCAGCUCGGAUGCCGACGAGAAGGGCGAAGCGAGCUCAUUGGAAGGAGCCAAAUUGGACGAGAAGUCAGCAGUCGAUACGCCUUCCCCUGCUCACCAUACCCCACCCAAAGAGAUUAUCAAUUAG
Molecule: messenger RNA, 1707 nt
Organism: Mixia osmundae IAM 14324
Lineage: Eukaryota; Fungi; Basidiomycota; Mixiomycetes; Mixiales; Mixiaceae
Exons: 3
Coding region: 1-1707 (568 amino acids)
Biological process (GO): transmembrane transport
Cellular component (GO): membrane
Molecular function (GO): transmembrane transporter activity
Source: RefSeq, a predicted model, not a curated record